Cheilinus undulatus (humphead wrasse) is the source of this 4698-nucleotide messenger RNA. RefSeq names its product RAD50 homolog, double strand break repair protein (gene rad50). The record is from RefSeq and is a predicted model, not a curated record. Gene Ontology annotation, molecular function: G-quadruplex DNA binding; single-stranded telomeric DNA binding; double-stranded telomeric DNA binding. NCBI's taxonomy places the organism in Eukaryota, Metazoa, Chordata, Actinopteri, Labriformes, Labridae. Gene Ontology annotation, cellular component: Mre11 complex; nucleus; condensed nuclear chromosome. Gene Ontology annotation, biological process: double-strand break repair; telomere maintenance via recombination; chromosome organization involved in meiotic cell cycle. The transcript is spliced from 28 exons. Bases 106 to 4044 code for a protein of 1312 amino acids.
GUCGACGUUUUUUACGUCACUUUCCCAACAGCGCGAAAACUGUUCCUUCACUUCUCUGCUGUAACAUCACUACAACUCUAAACCUUUGUCUUUAAGCCAGCAACAAUGUCUAAAAUAGACAAGAUGAGCAUCCUUGGGGUGAGGAGCUUUGGGAUUGAGGACAAAGACAAACAAGUGAUCUCUUUCUUCUCUCCUCUGACUGUAUUGGUUGGGCCAAACGGAGCAGGAAAAACGACUAUUAUAGAGUGUCUAAAAUAUGCAACAUCAGGAGAACUUCCCCCUGGAGCUAAAGGAGCUGCCUUUGUCCAUGAUCCAAAGGAUGCCCAUGAGACAGAUGUGCGAGCACAGAUUCGUCUCUUAUUUACUGACGUGAACGGAGAGAAGGUGACGAUCCAGCGCUCCAUGUCUUGCACUCAAAAGGCUAAAAACUACACCUUUAAAAGUUUGGAGCAGGUCAUUACCAGAAUGAAGGGCAGUGAGAGGGUGAGCUUGUCAUCAAAGUGUGGUGAACUAGACCGGGAGAUGAUCUCCUCUCUGGGUGUAUCAAAGCCUGUCUUGAAUCACGUCAUCUUCUGUCACCAAGAAGAGUCGAACUGGCCACUUAGCGAGGGCAAAGCGCUCAAAGAAAAGUUUGACUCCAUCUUUGCUGCAACAAAGUAUAUCAAAGCUCUGGAGACGAUGCGCCAGCUGCGUCUCAAACAGAGUCAGACAGUCAAAGAGUGUCAGGUGGAGCUGCGCUACCUGAAGCAGAACAAGGAGAAAGCCCAGCAGAUCAGAGAGAUCAUAGCCACCAAGGAGGCUCAGCUGAUGUCCUCUAAAGACAGCAUCCAGCAGAUAGAGAACCAGAUCGAUCCACUGGAGAUUAGACUGACUGAUAUUGACAUGAAACUGGGGAAAGUGAUGAAACUGGACAACGACAUCAAGGCUUUAGACAGCAGAAAGAAACAGAUGGAGGAGGACAACAAGGAGCUUGAGGAAAAAAUGGAACAGGUGUUUCAAGGUUCAGAUGAGCAACUGCAGGACAUUUACCAGAACCAUCAGAGGACAGUAAGGGAGAAGGAGCGCAGGCUGACCGACUGCCAGAAGGAGCUGGAGAAGGCUGGCCGGGAGUGUCAGAGACUUAACAGAGUUAAAGCUGAUCUCCUGGUAGAACAAGGUCGUCUUCAACUUGAAGCUGACCGCCAAACUCAAAACAUCAAGAACCGUGACACUCAGGUUCGCUCUCUGUCAUCUUAUCUGGAGAUGGAGGGUUAUGACCGUCCUCCCUUCACUUCUCUUCAACUUGAAAGCUUCAAGCGUAACGUCACACAGAGGCUGGAGCAGGAAAAAGACACAGCCACUCAGGUUCUGGCGGACCUGCAGGAAAAAGAGCAGGGUAAGCAGAACUCCAUAGAUGAAAUGAGGGAUAAGAAGACUGGCCUGGAGAGGACUGUGGAGCUUAAGAGAGACCUGCAGGGAAAGAAACAACAAGAACUGAGGAAUGUGAGGGCAGAGCUACAGAGGCUGGAGGGAUCAUCCAGCCGACUGCAGGAGCUGGAGAACGAACUGGCCAAAGCGGAGCGUGAGUUACAGAGUGUGGUUCAAAACGCCAAUGUAGAGGAGCUAAAGGCCGAAGUGGUUGAGCUUCAGAAGGAAAAAUCUGAACUGGACCAUGCACAGAGACAGCUGGACAAAGAGAUGGAGAUGCUCAACACACACACCACUGCACGGACACAGAUGGACAUGUUAAAAAAGGACAAGACUGAGAAGGAGGAGCAGGUUCGUAAGAUCAAGUCUCGUCACAGCGAAGAUCUGGUGUCACUGCUCGGUCACUUUCCUAACAAGAGAGAGCUGGAGGACUGGAUCUAUGCCAAGUCUAAAGAAAUCAACAGUACUAGGGACAGACUUGCCAAAAUCAAUAAGGACCUGGCAUCAAGUGAGCAGAAUAAAAGCCACAUUGCUGCUGAGGUACGGAAAAAGGAACAGCAGCUAGCAAACGACCAAGAAAAGUUCUUUAAUGUGUGUGGCAGUCAGGAUCUGGAGCAGGACCUGACCAAACUGCAAGAGGACCUGGAAAAAGUCUCCAAACAAAGAGCCAUGUUGGCUGGAGCCACAGCAGUGUACACUCAGUUCAUCAGCCAGCUGACGGAGGAGAGAGAGCCCUGCUGCCCUGUGUGUCAGCGGACAUUCCUCUCCGAGUCGGAUCUGCAGGAAGUCAUCAGCGACAUGCAGUCCAAGCUACGCCUGGUGCCAGACAAGCUGAAAAACACAGAGCAGGAUCUGAAGAGGAAGGAGAGGAAGAGAGAUGAGAUGGUGGCUCUCAGACCUGUCAGGCAGUCCAUCAUACAGUUUGAGGAAAAGGAGCUGCCUGAGUUGAGAAACCGCUUGCAGACAGUGAACAGAGAAAUCGAAAGGCUGAAGGGCGAUGUGGAGGAGCAAGAAACUCUGCUUGGUACCCUAAUGUCGGAGGAGGAAACGGCAAAGGCCUGCCUUCAGGACAUCUCACUUAUGGACAGAUAUGUGAUGGACCUAAGAGAGGUUGAGAGGAAAAUAGCUCAGCAUGCAGCCAAACUCCAGGGAGUUGACCUGACAAGAACAAUCCAGCAAGUCAGUCAGGAGAAACAAGAAACUCAGCACAAGCUUGACACCACCUCGAGCAAGAUGGAGCUGAAACGUAAGCUGAUCCAGGACCAGCAGGAUCAGAUUCAGAUGCUUAAAAGUGCCGUGAACGAGACGAGGGCAGAGAAACUUCAGCUGAGCAGCGAUAUGCAGAAACAGCAGCAGCUGGAGGAGCAGUGUGUCGAGUUCACCUCUGAAAUACAAAACUUAACCCGGGACAUCAGGGAAGCGAAGGAACAGUUGUCUCCUUUAUCUGCUGCUCUGGAGAAGCUGCAGCAAGAGAAGCAGGAGCUGAUGGAGCGCAGGAGGCAGAAGCAGGAAGAGGGCCAGGAGAAGAUCAAUGCCAUUAAAGAGCGAGAGAAGGUGAUCAUAACAUUGGAAAAAGAGAUCAACAAAUACAUCAACGAAGGAAAAGAUCAAUACAAAGAGCAAAAAGAGUCUGAGCUUCAAGAAACCAACACGCAGCUCCAUGAAGCUGAGAAGCAUAAAGAAAAGAUCAACAAGGAGAUGGGAAACAUUCGUCAGGACAUAGACACUCAGAAGGUCCAGGAGCGCUGGCUUCAGGACAACCUGACACUGAGGAAGCGAGUUGAGGAGUUGAAGGAGGUUGUUGCAAAACGUGAAGCUCUAAUGAAGGACAUGGGCAACAUGCAAGUCAUGCAGCUGCGCCAAGAACGACGUGAUUCUGAACGCAAGUUGGAGGAUUUGAAGAAGAACCGCAGUGUUGCACUGGGUCGACAAAAAGGCUUUGAGGAGGAGAUACUGCAUUACAAAAAAGAGCUGCGAGAAGAUCAGUAUGACAAAGCAGACGAGCGCUACAAAGACAAGAUGAUCACAUUGAGGACCACAGAGCUGGUCAUCAAAGACCUGGAUCUCUAUUACAAGGCCCUUGAUCAAACCAUCAUGAAAUUUCACAGCAUGAAGAUGGAUGAGAUCAACAAGAUUAUCAGAGACCUGUGGCGCAGCACCUACAGGGGUCAAGAUAUUGAGUAUGUAGAGAUCAGGUCCGAUGUGGACGAGAACGCUUCUGCAGGAGUCAGGCGAAGAGUUUACAACUACAGAGUUGUGAUGGUGAAAGGAGACACAGCUUUGGAUAUGAGAGGACGCUGUAGUGCGGGUCAGAAGGUGCUGGCAUCCCUGAUCAUUAGACUAGCCCUGGCAGAGACUUUCUGUCUAAACUGUGGGAUCCUAGCCCUGGAUGAACCCACCACCAACCUGGACCGGGACAACAUUGAGUCACUCGCACAUGCCCUUGUGGAAAUCAUUAAGAGUCGGUCUCGCCAGCGCAACUUCCAGCUGCUGAUCAUCACCCAUGAUGAGGACUUUGUGGAGCUGUUGGGUCGGUCCAGCUACAUCGAGCACUUCUAUCGCAUCCGAAAGAACCAAGACCAGAACUCUGAGAUCACAAAGUGCAGCAUCAGCUCCCUCUCUUCUUACCUUCACUGAAGCAACAUGACUCUUUGAGCUCUUUUGGAAAUGCACCGUAAACUUGGACCUUCCUGCUUUCACUUCCUGUGUUGAAAAUAUUAAUGAGUCUAGUCUAAAACCAGUAAUACAGGAAAAAACUAUUUUCAAGACACUUCAUCUGUUUGCUGACUGCCACAUUUACAUUACAUUUUCACAUUUUGCACAAUUGAACCAAACCAAGCUGACAAAAACCAACACAGAUUUAUUUCAUGUUAUCUCUAAUACUAGAUUGAAGAAGUUAAAUAUUAAAGCCACAAAAUUGAACUUUGAUUUACUCAAUUUUUCUUUUUCCUAAGAAGAUACUCCAUGGUGUGAUCAUAAAAGCACUAUAAAACCAAUACUAUCAAAAGUAAAACUGCUGUUUGUUUUUUUGUAAAAUGUUAUUUGCAUGAGAAAACAAAUCCAGCACUUUAAAAGGUGUGAACCUUUAAAUAAUUAAGCAGCCUCAGUGAUGUGGAGUGAUUAGUUAUGGUUCUUCUAAUCUUUUCCAAGUGUCCAGUAUCUGUGUAGUGUCAGCACUGACAACAGAAGCAUCUGUUCUGCUAAAAACACAUUUUUCAGUUUGCAGUUAUUUUUCCAUUUUUGCCACUUUGAGUUCAUAAUGUUCAGUCAUUAAACUCUGCUAUCACGUUU